Molecule: messenger RNA, 3198 nt
Organism: Balearica regulorum gibbericeps (East African grey crowned-crane)
Lineage: Eukaryota; Metazoa; Chordata; Aves; Gruiformes; Gruidae
Source: RefSeq, a predicted model, not a curated record
AUGCAGCUCUGCACUGGCCACCUUUAGCAAGCAAGAGGGAUCAUGGACAGCAUACAGAGAUUUUCAAACCUGCCAACGUACCUCCCUGCGAGCUAUCACAUCUGCAAUGCUGAUGUUUUCUUCUUCCUCAAAGAAGCCAACCAGGAUAUCAUGAGGAACUCCAGUUUGCAGUCUAGGGUGGAUUCAUUCUUUAUAUACAAAGCCAAACUGCCACCUGUCCUAAAUGCCACAUAUGGACCCUUUUCUGUUGAACAGGCUGUUCCCUCGGACCUCAUGCUGACUUCUGCAUCUUUUGGUUUCACAAAUAAAUUCACUUUUAAUUGGAAAUUAAAAUCUCACAUAAUUGACAGCUCAAUCUAUUCCAACAAACCUAAAAUACAAACCUUGUUCUAUAUUGUGGGGAAGGACUGGGAUGACUUUAAUUCUGCGGAGAGGUUGCCUUGCGUGAAGAUGUUUGCUUUCCUCGAGUCUAGAGAAGUUGUGGCCAGCUGUAGAUUGACAGGUCAUCUAGGAUUAUGUGUUGCGGAGCUGGAAUUAUCUCCUAGCUGGUUCAGCUCCCCUCCACCCCUGGUUUCAGAGGAAACAGCCUCCCUGGAAGGGAUUACUGUGGAGCUCUUCUAUAAGAUUUAUACAGCAGAUGGGGAAUGUUCUCCAGAGGAUGCAAAAUGGGAAAACAAUAUCCAUGCAGGUCAAGAUAAUGAACACAAGGCUUUGUCAGCUAUGGAGAGGAUUGGUAGCAUCAUUGUUUACCCAAAUCAAGACAAAUUAAAACAGUCUUCACUGAGGCUAGAUGAAAAUGUCGUUAUUCGCUUACCACUCAACCCGGUCAGAGAAGGUGAUGUUGUGACCUUUCAUGUUUCCCUGGCUGAUGACUCUCUAGCAGACCAGUUUGUAUUAAGAAUUAGGACAGCCCCAGGUGUGAAGAUCAUGGACAUCAGGGUGAGUGAUGCAGACCAGUGGGGGGUUCAAGAAGAGACAGACAGCGCAAGGACCACUGCCACGAUCACCUGUGUGCACAACGACCCAAACGCAGAGAACAGAGCAAACAUGUCCUCUUACGAGAUCCUGCAGAUGGACUUUGAGAUUGACAACACUAGCAGCCUGGCAGGGGCCCAGCAAAUUACCUGGCAGGUGGAAUACCCUCGAGAUGACUCCCUGAGUGAACUCGUGGUCUCCGAGAUCUUUGUCAGCCGAACAAUGUUUGUGGGAAUUGUUCCUCUUGCGAUGGACACAGAAGUCCUUAACACGGCCAUUCUGACGGGCAAAACGGUGUCUGUCCCAGUCAAGGUUGUUGCUGUGCAGGAGGAUGGGUCUGUGGUCGACGUUUCAGACUCCACUGAGUGCAAAUCAGCUGACGAAGACAUCAUAAAGGUUUCUGACAGAUGUGACUCCAUCUUCGUUAAUGGCAAGGAAAUGAAAAGCAAAGUGGAUACUAUUGUUAACUUCACUUACCAGCAUUUUACCACCCAAUUAGAAGUGACGGUCUGGGUUCCAAGGCUCCCGCUGCAGAUAGAGAUCUCUGAUACAGAGCUUAGCCAGAUCAAAGGCUGGAGGAUACCCGUCACCUCCAAUAAAAGGCCUACCCGUGACAGUGAGGAUGAAGAGGAUGAUGAGAAAAAAGGAAGAGGUUGUACCCUCCAGUAUCAGCAUGCCAUGGUGCGAGUCCUCACACAGUUUGUAGCUGAAUCCUCUGAGUUUGGAGGCCACUUGACCUAUAUGCUAGGCUCUGAGUGGCAGUUUGACAUCACUGACCUUGUGACUGAUUUCAUGAAGGUGGAAGAACCCAAGAUUGCUAAGCUUCAAGAUGGCCGAGUUCUCGUUGGUCGUGAGCAUGGCAUCACCACAGUCCAGGUUCUGUCACCUCUUUCCGAUUCCAUCUUGGCAGAGAAGACAGUGAUAGUUCUAGAUGACCGUGUAACCAUUACAGAUCUAGGAGUACAACUAGUUUCAGGCUUGUCCCUCUCCUUACAAAUCAGCAAAGGAAAUAAGAGAGCUAUUGUUUCUACCACCUCUGCAUAUGAUAUCCUUCAUACUCCGAAACAGGAAGCCAUAGUCAGUGCUUGGAUUUUGUUCAGUGAUGGGUCAGUGACACCGUUAGAUAUCUAUGACACCAAGGACUUCUCAAUCACCAUCACUUCACUGGAUGAGAUGGUAGUGUCUGCACACCAAAACCUUCAGUCCAAAUGGCCUGGGGUAGUGGCGGAAGGGGACGGGCAAGGACCUUUGAUCAAAAUCGAAAUGGUCAUCAGUGAGCCAUGUCAGAAAACUAAGCGGAAGAGUAUUCUGGCUGUUGGGAAAGGAAGUGUCAAAGUGAAGUUUGGUCAAAAAGAUUCUGACCAAAAAGGAAGCACUAAUGACAUUGAUGAUGUGGAUAGAGAUUUUAAAAGCCACGCAAGCAAUUCUAUAGAGAAACCUGCAGAACAAGAGAGGACAGCACAAGAAUGGUCCAAAAACCAUGAGGACAUCUCCAGUAAUGAGGACAAUGCAAACAAAAGCACAACUUUCAUAUCUCCCAUUGAUCCGGAGUCCCUGGAGGAUGGCCAGCUCCAAAAUAACCCAACUGCCUUCACAGGUUUCCCCACGCAAGUAGAAAUACCAGGAGAAAACAGUCCCAGUGAUCUCACAUUGACUUCAAGAGGAUUAACAGAUUUGGAGAUUGGCAUGUAUGCCCUGCUGUGUGUUUUCUGCUUAGCAAUCUUGGUCUUUUUGAUUAACUGUGUGGCAUUUGCUUGGAAGUACAGGCAUAAAAGGUUUGCUGUGAGUGAGCAAGGCAACAUCCCCCAUUCCCAUGAUUGGGUCUGGCUUGGAAAUGAGGUUGAACUGCUGGAAAACCCAGUUGACAUUUCGCUCCCGUCAGAGGAGUGCACUACCAUGAUUGACAGAGGAAUGCAGUUUGAAGAAAGCAACUUUCUCCUUAAUGGGAGUUCUCAGAAGACUCUUCAUAAUCAUAUCCUCAGAUCUUCUGAGUACCUUUGUGAAAAAGAAGUUAAAAGUGAACCUAUAAAUCCUUCUGGGCCAAAGCAGAAGCGAGUAAAGUUCACUUCAUAUACAACAAUACUGCCGGAGGAUGGAGGCCCCUACACCAAUUCAAUUCUAUUUGACAGUGAUGAUAAUAUUAAAUGGGUAUGCCAAGAUAUGAAUCUUGGUGAUUCCAAGGAACUUAGGGACUAUAUGGAAAGACUGCAAGACAAUAUGUAA